Alternaria alternata is the source of this 998-nucleotide messenger RNA. RefSeq lists its product as hypothetical. Lineage: Eukaryota; Fungi; Ascomycota; Dothideomycetes; Pleosporales; Pleosporaceae. The record is from RefSeq and is a predicted model, not a curated record. Bases 217 to 711 code for a protein of 164 amino acids. Gene Ontology annotation, molecular function: acyltransferase activity, transferring groups other than amino-acyl groups. The transcript has a single exon.
CCAUGUGUGCGGAUGAGGCCAAUGAAUUGUAGACGUGUCGAGAGUAUCCCGGAACUUAGAAACAUUGAAUAGCCUAUUUGUGUUGAGUCGCGAUGUGAAGACCGACGUAGGGCGUGCCGCGUUCUAUUCCGCUUUCACUCCGAGAUGCUACGUAUUUAAUACCAACACCUACGGAUCUAAUACAUUGUUAGUCCAAGCAUUGCAUCUCUAUUCACAAUGGCCGAAUCACAAUAUGUCAUCCUCGAAGGCCUACCGACGCCGCAAAGGUACCACGAUAUCCGCAAGCUCGCCGGUAUGACACCCCCACCAAUGGAAGCUGUGCCCAAGUCGCUCGCGAACUCUUUCUGCUGCAUCGUCGCAUACGAACGAAAAGACAUGCUUGACGACACGACUCCUGCGCCUGCACAGGAUGUUGUUGCGAUGGGCCGAUUAGUCGGCGAUGGAUCGCUCUUCCUGAUUAUGGUGGACAUCGCGGUGCACCCAGAUCAUCAGCGUAGAGGACUGGGAAAGCGCAUCGUGCAGACGCUUCUGGACUACGUGGACGAGCACGCACCUCUGGCAUAUGUAAGCCUUGUAGCCGACGGUCCAGCGCAAAAACUAUACCCGCUUUAUGGAUUUAAAGAUGUGUCGCCUAGUAUUGGCAUGUACAGGAUGAUUAGGGGUCCGAAAGAUCAACAGGAUGCGGCGACGAAAGCAGGGAAGGAAUCUUGAAGCCGCUCGAAGUCAGCGGCGUGUCUACAACCCGACUUAAAGCUCCUGCAAUCAAUGUAUCGUCGUUUGAUGACGAGUAAACACGAUGCGCGCUGCGUUGUUGGUGGCGUGGCAUUCACAUGUCUAGGUGGACAGGGGUGGCUGUGGGGGGCGGGACCCCACCGAUGGCGUCGAUGCACAUCACUGCCCAGGCUUCACGAAUCCACACAUCCAAUGUUCAUUACUCUUCAACAUGCGCGAUUAAGACCUUCGCCCUCUGUAUGGAUGCGCAUCUGUGAUCACGUCUG